CCCCGCCCGCUUUCCCGAACCCCCGCGACCCUUCCUCGACGCGCCGCCCCUUCCGCGAAUCCACAACUCGGCGUUCAAGUCGAUGACGGAGGCCGUGCGCGAGAGCGAGAUCAAGAACCGCGACCCCUCCGCCUUGCUCUCGCAGCCCCGGCACUCUUGGAGUUCCGUCGGGAACUCGCCGAGAGCGAGUUUACUCGAGCUUACUCGAGCCAAAUGCGCGGGCGCGGCCGCGGCGCGGGCGGACGCGCGCCACGCCCUGGCGCGGCUGGCCACGUGUAAGUACCGCCGUUACUUCACUCGCUGCUCUCUUGUGCCUGACGCUUCGACGCCUGACUGCAACGCAUGUCGCACGGUCUACGCUUCGCAUGCCGCUUCCUUUCAUCCAUUUACAUUUGCGGCCCGCUUGACGGACGGUUCGCUCGCUCCGAAAGGAACAUCCCGGUUAACGUGUCGGAGACGACGGCGUCGUCAGGCGGGCUCGCUCUCGCUUCGUCCCGCUUCUCACUGAACAACGGGAGCACCGACCUCCUUCCUAUUGACUAUGACUAAUAUCAUUGUUAGCGUCUAGUUAGGUUCGGGGGAGUCUGGGUAGAGACUCUCCCGAGCUAGUUCGACCCGGGAGCGGCCGAACUCGCACGCGAGGCCCGCUCCCUGGUCAGCGGUCGCUGUGUCGCAGCCUCACGGAGAGGGCGCGGCUGCUGCACAACGUGCGCAGUGUGUUCAGCCGCCGCUCCACCCGCGCGGACACGGAGCUGGAACUGUCGCACGGGUUCGCGUUUUCUCAAGAGGAGGGCGGCAGCGUAUCGCAGGCGGAGGUGAUCCGCGCGUACGACACGCGCGAGCCGAGGGAGCGGCACUCCUGAGCUGACGUCACGCGCCGCCGCCCGCGCCCCUCCGCCGCCUGCUGAGGGCCGGGCGCGCCCGCCGCCCCUCCGCCCCCGCCGCCCUCGCCGCCCACACGUACAAAGCACUCCGCGUCCAACUCCGGACGUGUCGCACGUUGCGAGCGUUUUCAGACUGCGGGUUCAGGCUUACGUAUUAAUAUCUUAGAGAAGACAUACUAUGUACGUAACGAUGAAGUGCAGAACCCGAGUUGAGCCAGCGCAAGUCGUCAAACCUGCAUUUCUUAAAACGCUCCCGAAAUGUCGUAAUGCAUUUACAACGACAAUUACCGUUUCAGGUUUAAAUGUCUGUAAUAACGUUAAUAUACAUAUAUGAAUGCUUGAGUAGAAAUAUCCUCCGAGUGCACGCUACUCGGCGACACAGAGAUUCGAACCAAUGUUACGUAGAUCUGUUAUUGUUUUAACUUUUAAAUCUGCUUUAUAACUAUGUGGCGGAGUACCGCUGUGCGAACAGAAAAUACUAUUUAUUUAUUAGAACUGAGAGCACGAUUCUUCAGUAUUGAUCGAGAUCUAUUUAUUGUACUCGUAGUUAUGUAUGACAUUUCAAAUAGGUAGAUGUUCGGCACACUUAGUGUCACGUUUGUCGUCGCCUUUGGCGGCUCCAUCGCCUGCAUCGAGGGUACAAGAAGCAAGUACAUUUUGUUGCAGUACAAUGCGAGGGUUUACAUAAUCUCUAGUAAAUACUGGAUUUAGUUUAUGGCGAUUAACGUUUUAUCCGACAUCAAAUAUGUACAAUGAAGAAACCUCGAAAUAUUAAUAUUUAAUUUUAUUCACAAAGCAAAGCGCUUUACACAGUCCCAGUUAGGAUCCGGAAGGGCCUGUCAUAAAGGGCAGUCGCUACACGAUGGAUUCUGUAUAUUUUGCUAAGUUCACUGCUAUCCUUAUUUUAAUGUUUGAUACAAAAUGGUGUCCCGGUUGGUCUUCAAUGUGGUAUGCGAAUGACGACGUCCAAACUUGCUGCGAUGGAAUUUCAUUCUCUAGGAAAUGGGCUAGUCAAUGUGAAGUGAUAGACCUUGGUAAUUUACUUGAAAUUUAAAAAGUGAUUUUAUACUUUUAGGUAAAGAUAUAGUUCAAAUAACUAAAUUCAAUUAACAAUAUAACGAACACGUAAAAAAAAAGAUUGGGCCUGUCACUCUUUACGAAUGUAAAUAAUCCUUUGUCACCAUUGACUUACAAAUAUAUGGACGACGGGUCUAAUACAAAAACUACGAAAAAAAUGUCCCAAGUCAACCUAUUUAAACGUAACGUAUGUAAAGGAAUAUGAAAAAGCUAAAACGUUG
Messenger RNA from Hyposmocoma kahamanoa, 2182 nucleotides. RefSeq lists its product as uncharacterized. The record is from RefSeq and is a predicted model, not a curated record. NCBI's taxonomy places the organism in Eukaryota, Metazoa, Arthropoda, Insecta, Lepidoptera, Cosmopterigidae. The transcript is spliced from 5 exons. Bases 83 to 508 code for a protein of 141 amino acids.